This is a messenger RNA of Apiotrichum porosum, 3204 nucleotides long. Its product is annotated as putative ATP-dependent RNA helicase dhr2. The transcript has 13 exons. Gene Ontology annotation, cellular component: intracellular anatomical structure. NCBI's taxonomy places the organism in Eukaryota, Fungi, Basidiomycota, Tremellomycetes, Trichosporonales, Trichosporonaceae. The record is from RefSeq and is a predicted model, not a curated record. Gene Ontology annotation, molecular function: RNA binding; ATP binding. Bases 1 to 3204 code for a protein of 1067 amino acids.
AUGCUCCUUUCCCCAAACAAGCCCUUCCAACCUGAACACACACCAGGAGCGGCGUCAUCAUCGUCUGCGAUCUCGUUCAGGUCGGACCAACCUCGUCGUCCUUCACAACCUGCUCGCCCUCUCCCCCCCUUCUCUCUGGUCCCUUCCUCCAGUUUUGUUCGUCCUCAGGACAUGCAGCGCACCGUCACAACUCAGCCCGGCACCGCUACUGCCGCCGACCCCAUCAUCCACUGGGACCAGUUUGAUGGCCGCCCCCUGGCCGGUUACGUCAAGACCGCUGCAGGAAGCAAGGCGUUGAGUACGCUCUCUGUAGUGGUCUCUGGUGUCUAUCCUAUCGGUUCGACCGACAAGGAAGCCGGCUUCUUCCCGGCGUACCGCGACUUCCAAGAGCUUGACGAGGCCGAAAACCCCCCCUUCUACGGGUCUACAGUCUCUCGUUCUCUCGUGCCAGCGCUCAAGGACAGCACAUACGUGCUUAAACACGUUCGCCGUGCCAAGGUAGCAGCAAGUUUGCCAUACAUUCCCUGUGUCCUCGUCGUCGACGGGAAGCCCUGGGUUGGAUCCGCGUUUGUGUACAGCGAGAAGAACGUACCGGCAAUUGUGCGCAAUGCCAAGGCCAACUACCGCCUGGAGGCCAACACCUCCUUUGCCCACCGCUCUGUCUCUCGUCUUGUCGUGGCCGACCCCAGCCCAUUCGCCCUUCUCAAUGUCUGCCCCGCCCCAGACUCUGUCUCGGGUAUGGACGCCAUCAAGUACGCCACCUCGGCCCAACGUUAUCACUCUCUCGGCAUUGACCUCCUCGUCGAUUUAUUACAAUGCCAGACAGGGUGGUCCAGACCGGUCGCGUGUUAUGGUCUGGGAAUGGAGCAGAAUGACGAAGAGAAGCAGAAGGAUGACGACCCAUUGCAAGCAGAGGUGUUCAACAUCCGCAGCCCACCCGUUCUGUUCCCUCCUCUGAAGCGUGCCCGACCAGCCGCCCAUGACCAGGAGGAUAUCGAGCUGGAGGACGAGGACGAGGACCCGCUGCCCGUCGACCCAGACGCGCAGUCGCAGAUCAACGUGGCCGACAUCCGCCAGCGUAUGCUUGCCGGUGAUUGUCCCUGGACCGGUCAGCCGCGCUCGGAGCGCUAUCUUUCGGAGAUUGACAAGAGCCUCUCUCUCCCACUGUGGUCCAAGGUCGACAAGUUUGCUGCAGCACGCACCAACGUCGUCGUCGUCGACUCUGGCACCGGCUCGGGCAAGUCGACCCAACUGCCUCUUCUCCUGCUUCAUGCGCUGCACGCGUCUGGCAUGUCGACCGCCAAGAUUGCAAUGACCCAGCCGCGGCGCAUUGCAGCCACCGAGGUGGCCAAGAGGACGGGAACGCUGCUUGACAGCCCGCUCGGCAGUGGCGAACUUGUUAGCCUCAUGAUGCGUGGCAAGAAGGUCAACGUGAAUGCACCACUUGUGCUCAUGGCCGACGGCCUCCUCCUCCAGUUGCUCAAGACCAACCCCAACCUGGAAGGCUACGACGUUGUCAUUGUCGACGAGGUGCACGAGCAGAGCCCGAACCUCUGCAUCCUUCUCGGCCACCUCCAUCGAGUUCUUGGUAUGCGGCCCGACCUCAAAGUCGUCCUCAUGUCGGCCACUGGACGCAACGACGUGUUCAUGGCGCACUUCGCCGGCUUCUCGCCCGAGCUCGUGGACCUGCCCGCCCAAAAGAAGUCGAUCUCGGAGCACUACCUCCAGUGCGACGCCGUCGACUGGGUUGAUACCGCAGCCCAGGUCGUUUGUCACAUCCUGCACGACGGCGAUCUUCUGGCGAGCAUCGACAGCACCGAUGGCGACAUUCUCGUCUUCUGUGCGACAGAGGCGCACAUCCAUCAGCUGUUCGACACGCUCAACGACCACUUGGAUGUCGCCAUGCUCAACGUCAACCUGCACAAGCUGUAUCGUGCGCAAGAUAUGGCUGAGCAGGAGCGUGUCAUGGCCGACGAGUAUGUCGACCCGGUUGAUGGCAAGGUGACGACCGAGCCCACGGCGACCAAUGUGCGGAGGCGUAAGGUCAUCAUCUCGACCAAUGUGGCCGAGACAAGCCUCACGUUCCCCCACCUCGACUUCGUGGUGGACUGUGGUGAGCACAACGUCUCUCGCUACUUGGCGGAGGAUGGAUCGGUGGAGAUGCUGCGUGUGCCAUGCAGCAAGUCGAGCAUGACCCAGCGCAAGGGCCGCGUCGGUCGCAUGCGUCCCGGAUACUACAUUGGCUUGUUCACCGAGGUCUACUGCAACGUCAAUAUCCCAGACCACGACGAGGAGGCCCCCAUCACCAUGUGCGAUCUGAGCCCGAUCCUGCUCAACUUCCUCAACACCCUGCCCGGUGGCCUUGUCCGCGACUUCCGGUCCUUGAUGUACCGUGCUGCCGCCUGUCUCGACGUUCUCGGCUUCGUCAAGGAUGGACCAAACGGCAUCGCCCUCACCGAAGACGGCAAGCUCGCGGCGGAACUAGGCCUCAGCCCUCCAUUGGCGAGGAUGUUCCUCGACGCCGCCACGUCCGACUACCCGCACGCCGUACUCGUCCUCAUCGCAGUCAUCGAGAGGAACGAGCUCAUCCGACCCGUCGUUGCCGAGGCCAAGGCGCUCCUGUCGCACCCAGCCAGUGAUCACCUCACUGAGCUGAACCUCUGGAACAUGUGGGACGAGUACCGCCGGCGACGUCUCGAUCACGCUUUUGCCUACAAGGCCUCCAUCCACUGGGAGGCUUGUAAGAGCAUCCAGCUCCGCGUGGCCGAGCUGCUCGACCUUUGGAAGCGUGUCCUCAAGACCGAGCCUCCUUCGCCCUGUGCUCCCCGAGACGGCUGGACCACUGCCAUGACCAAGGCCCUGUUUCAAGGAUACCGAGGCAACCUGGCCGUCCAGGUCAACGUCGGCACUGUCCACCGGCCAGCCUUCGUUUACCGAAAUGUGAACGAGGCCAUCAACUCGGGCGCUGAGGGUCUCGACCUGCACCUCGGCCACACGUGCGUGCUCAAGCCCAUGUUGCCUAAGUACCUCGUUUACUCCUCGCUGUCAUACCGCCCGGGCGAACGCAAGACGUACAUCGAAAACGCCACUGUCACCGAUGCAAGCGUGGCCGGGUGGUGCAUCGGUACUGGCAUGACCCCGAUCCCGCAAGCACGCCAACAUGACCCCGAUCCCGCAAGUACGCCAACCGGUGCCAGCACGUGA